AUGGGCAUCAUCGAUACGCUCUUUCGGACCAAGCCCAUCGAGGUCAUCCACGCCGAGGAGCGCAAGGAAGAGCUGCCCCGUGAGCUCGGCCUCAUCGAUCUCAUCCUCCUCGGUAUCGGUGGUACCGUCGGGUCUGGUGUCUUUGCGACGACGGGCGACAUCAUCAGUCUGACGGCCGGCUCCGCGGCCUUUCUCUCGUGGCUCAUUGCCGGCGGCUCGUGCAUUCUCAGCUGCUUUGCGUACAUGGAGAUGAGUUCGAUCAUCCCGUCGUCCGGCUCGACGUAUGCCUACUCGUACCACAUUCUUGGCGAGCUUCCGGCAGUCAUUGCGGCGUGGCUCUUGACGCUUGAGUACGGCAUGUCGGGUGCCGGUGUCGCCCGCUCGUGGGCGGGUAAGGUCCAGGCCUGGGCCAAGGAAGACCUACCGGAAGGCUCGACCAAGGUCGACUGGCUCAACGAUGAGAACUACAGCUUCCUCGCUUGCCUCGUGAUGAUCAUGUCGGUUGCAAUCCUUCUCAUGGGCAUCAAGUUUGGCAAGAUCUUUAUCAACACGAUCACGACGACCAAGAUCGCGGUCGUGCUCUUCGUCAUCGUGGCCGGUUUCUCGUUCAUUAACACGGACAACCUCUCGCCGUUCAUUCCCGACCUCAUUCCCGCGACGGACGAAGACCCGGCGCAGUUUGGCGUCCAGGGUGUCAUGCUCGGUGCGUCGCAGGCCUUCUUUGGCUACGUCGGGUUCGAUGAGGUCUGCUGCCUCGCCGCCGAGGCCAAGGACCCGCGCCGCGUCAUGCCCCGGGCUGUCAUUGGCGUCGUGCUUGGCACGAUGUUCCUCAGUUCGUUUGCGUCGCUCGCACUCUCGUGCAUGGUCCCGUACAACGCGGACAUCCCCACCGGUAUCUACUUUUCAACGGGCUUCCAGUACGUCAACGCAAAGUGGGCCUCGACGAUCGUGCACAUUGGUGAGACGGGCACGAUGCCGGUCGUCGUCUUGAUCUCGUUCCUCGCGCAGCCUCGCCUCAUGUACGCCAUGUCGGUCGACGGUCUCUUGCCCAAGAUCUUUGGCAAGGUCGAGAAGAACGGCAACCUCUUCUGGUGCACGCUCCUCUCGGGCGGGUUCUUUACGCUCGUCGCGCUCUUCGUGCCGUUCUCGCUGCUCUGGAACAUGGUGUCGUUUGGCAUUCUGGUCUCGUUCAACAUGACCAACUCGGCGCUCGUGCUCUCGCGGACGCGCGAAGCCUCGGCCCACAUUGCGUACAAGCUCACGGGCGCGAUGGUGGCCACGGGCCUCCUCGCCAUGUUCCUCUUCCAGAAGGGCUACGUCGAGGCGGUCGAAGGCGGCAACGGGUACCUUAUCGCGUCGAUGAUUCUGCUUGCGCUUGUCUUUGUAAUCGCGACCGUCAUCUACGUCAAGUGCCCGCAGUCCGUCGGCCCCAUGGACUGCUACCGCGCGCCGCUCGUGCCGUUUGUGCCCGCGCUUGCGAUCACGAUCAACUGGUACCUCAUCGCGCAGCUGCCGACCGAGGACAUUGGUCUUGGCUUUGCGUGGAUCGGCGCGGCGAUCGUCUCGUACUUUGCCUACGGUUUCCGCAACAGCGCCGGCAAGGACGGCUGGGCCACCAUGCUCAACGACGGCUACAUUGGCCACAACUCGGUGCGCCCGUCGCUCUCGUCGAUGCUCGCCGAGAAGACCAACAACAUUCUCAGUGCCAAGGCGCCGCUCCAGGAGAACCAGCACUAG
This is a messenger RNA of Saprolegnia parasitica CBS 223.65, 1737 nucleotides long. RefSeq lists its product as hypothetical. Gene Ontology annotation, cellular component: membrane. Lineage: Eukaryota; Oomycota; Saprolegniomycetes; Saprolegniales; Saprolegniaceae. Gene Ontology annotation, molecular function: amino acid transmembrane transporter activity. Gene Ontology annotation, biological process: amino acid transport; transmembrane transport. The transcript has a single exon. Bases 1 to 1737 code for a protein of 578 amino acids. The record is from RefSeq and is a predicted model, not a curated record.